GUUAUUUUAUUUAUUUAUUCAUUUUUCUUUGUAAAUUGAAAUAUUAGGUGGUUGUCGCUACGUAACGAAAUAUCGCUGCGAUAACGAGACUGCUAUCGAUAUCCAAAAACAUGUUGUUUAACUCGGAAAAAAUAUAAGUGUUUCACAGGUAAAAUGUUAUCUUUUAGAAAUUCUUAAGAAAUACCUGAGAUUUAAAUGCAAGAGGCUUGCCCAACAAGACAAGGCUAUUGCUGCCUUAAAUGAAGUUCUCACUGCAAAAGACAAAAGCGAAAUUCUGGAGGCCCGCGAAAAGGCAGAUCUUAAGAGAAAAGUGAACAAAUUAGCACUGGCAUUGGCAUCACGAGACCGGGAAGUAGAAGAGCUGCAUUUUAUGCUGACCAAGACAACGGGUGAAUUGGCAAGCCUCGCUAUGAAGACAAGUGAGAUGCAGAAAACUGUUUUAGAAGAACUGGAUGCAGUCAACAAAGAAAAAACGAAAAGACGUGUGAUCAAUUUCUUGGAAAAACAAGGGUUCAUAGCCUUGUUACAAAAGGACAAGUUUGAAAUGCCACAACAGCUGUAUGAUGCAGAACUUAAGAAAUGUCGAUUAGAAAAGGAGAAGGCACUCAUCCAAGCUAAGAUUUCAGAACUGAAUCAAUUGGUGGCGUCGUCGAAGUUAGAAGGGCGUUCAACACCAGGUGGCGUACAGAAUGUUCACAAAGUAAAAGAAUGCAUAAAUGAAGCUGUUGCACCUCAGGUCCACGAGAUGGCACUUGGCAUGGGCGGUGCUGUUUCCGAUCCUACUGUUUUGAAAGACGGAGAUUUGAUGACCACCUGCUCAUAA
Lingula anatina is the source of this 823-nucleotide messenger RNA. RefSeq lists its product as uncharacterized. The record is from RefSeq and is a predicted model, not a curated record. Lineage: Eukaryota; Metazoa; Brachiopoda; Lingulata; Lingulida; Lingulidae.